AGCGUGACACGCGAUCCGCCAUUUUGUCACUCGAUCUAUCAAAUUUUCCCGCCAUGGGUGCGUCACUGCGCGUCUCGAUUGUUUUACUUGGACUUUUGCUUAUCACCACCUGCUAUUCGGCAACGAUUCCAAAUAAUUUCGAUCCACGAAUCACGGAUGAAAUAAUAGCGCCGAAGAAGAGACCGUUCUGCAAUGCUUUCACAGGAUGCGGUCGAAAAAGGUCAAUGAACCCUCCCGGCAUGCCUCUCCAAGGCAUGAUGCGAUCCAGACAGUUUGAAGAAGACAGUUACGACACAGAUAACUCCUUAGAAGAUCUUUCCCGCCAAAUUUUAUCUGAAGCAAAACUUUGGGAAGCGGUACAAGAAGCGAGCGCGCAAAUUGCCAGACGGAACCAAAAGGAAGGCUUAUUUUAAAUGUCCAACGUCAGUGGCACAGACUAACUCAUUUAUGUCUUUUUCUUCUUUUGUCGAUUUAUUUGUCAAUACAUUAUUUAUUUGACAACCCUUUGUUGGCACGACUUAAAUAUUAUUAAUAUAAACAAAUUGGUUGCCAAUGAAAUAAUAACCGUGACAAUGAAAUACAUUUAAUAUUGUUUUCCAGUUGAGACUAAUAUAAGUAAAUUUUUUUUAUUUUUUUGAUUUCACGUAUAAAAAUUAAUUUAAUGAAAUGUGCCAAUAAAGAUUACAUGACACAAAUUAUUUCUAUAAGUAUAACCAUUAUUAUGUAUCUUCAAUUCGAAUGUCUGUGUCAACAAAAACAAAAUGGCUGACUCCAUCGGUACAUAACAGAUUGUGCGUCCGUAGCGUUUUUGUGUUAUUUUCGCGCCAAACGGCGGCAAAGAAAAAUAACCUUUUAUUCUUGUACUUAAACUAGGAGGUGACAUUGUAUAUAUUAAAGAAAUCUUGCAUUCCGACAUAAUUUAUUAUUUGUGAAUCACGAUGUGAGCAAAUAAUUUCGUUCAUAAUCUGUACUGAAAGCAAUUUUUCGAAAAUUAGGUUGUCUUAAUUAAUAAAACUCGUACUAUUUACUCUCGUAGUUGUAAGUAAUAUUAAUAUUGUUCAAAUCGGAGAGAAAUAAAGUCUUCAUUGUAA
This is a messenger RNA of Pieris rapae (cabbage white), 1091 nucleotides long. RefSeq names its product cardioactive peptide (gene CCAP). NCBI's taxonomy places the organism in Eukaryota, Metazoa, Arthropoda, Insecta, Lepidoptera, Pieridae. The transcript is spliced from 5 exons. The record is from RefSeq and is a predicted model, not a curated record. Bases 54 to 413 code for a protein of 119 amino acids.